CUCUCUCUCUCUCUGAGAAAUCUGCUAAAGGCUAUGUUCUCCAGCAUGUUGCUUUGUUCCAUGCAUUCCAACAGCUCAAGGAAGAAGAAGAAGCAACAGAGCCACCAGAGUGACCUCGAGAUUGAAGGCAACGACCUUGGAUUGUUUUAUUCUUUUCCUUUCGACAGAGAGCCAGCGGUCGUCAAGUCACCGAGAUUCAAUCUACGAUCUGAUCACAUUCCCAGCCGCGGAGAGCUGAAGCCAAAGAAGAAAGGAGAAAUGGCUAACAAAGUAUCGAAUUUCUCCGACCUAAUCCAACGAGUGGCUGCUUCAUGUUUGCUCCACCCGCUCGCCUCUGCUAGGCAGGAUUCCGGGAAUGUAGCCGAUGUGUACGAGUACGAGACCGACGAGCGGGAGGACUUUGAGCAAGAAGAGGAGGAAGCUGUGGAGGAGGAGGAGAUGGAAGAGAAGAAAGGGAGUGUGAAAGGUUGGGAUCACGACAAGAACAAGAACAAGAACGCAAUGGUGGCUAUUGAGAGAGUGAUAGAGAUGGAGAUGCUAAUGAAUGAAGUUUUCAAUUCAGUUUCGGAGAUGAAGAGGGCGUAUGCGUGUCUACAAGAGGCGCAUUGCCCGUGGGACCCGGAGAGGAUGAGGGUGGCUGACGUGGCAGUAGUAGGGGAGCUAAGAAGGCUGGGUGUUUUGAGAGAGAGAUUUAGGAGGUGCGUCAGUGUUGGUGGCCGUGGCGGGAGAAAGAGAACUGAUGGUAGCGGAAGUGUGGGGAUGUUGAGGGAGGUGGUGGGCCCGUAUGAGGCUGCGGUGGAGGAGCUGCAGAAGGAGGUGAAGUCGAGGGAAGUGGAGGUGGAGAACUUGAAGGAGAAGCUGAAGAACCUUAGCACCAGCCUGAACAAUGGGAGUGGAAAGAAAGGGAGGUCUCAAUCAAAGAGGAAAGUCAGCUGCAGUCUGGCUGCUCAAGUUGCAGCAGCACCAGCUCCAGAUCUUUUUGAAGCAACGAUGAACCAGGUGAAAGAGUCCUUAAAGUCCUUCACGUCGCUUCUCUUAUCCCUUAUGCGCGCUGCCCACUGGGACAUUGCUGCUGCUGUCCGCUCCAUUGAAGCUGCGGCUGCCACCGUCAACCACUCUACUGCGAUAUCAUCCACCAAUAUAACCCACCAUGCCAAGUAUGCUCUGGAGUCCUACAUUUCUCGGAAAAUCUUCCAGGGCUUUGACCAUGAGACCUUUUACAUGGAUGGCAGCCUUUCCUCGCUUCUCAACCCAGACCAGUUCCGCCGUGACUGCUUUACUCAGUACCGUGACAUGAAGGCUAUGGACCCCGUUGAGCUCCUAGGAAUCUUGCCAACUUGUCACUUUGGGAAAUUCUGCUUCAGAAAGUACGUUGCCAUAGUUCAUCCAAAAAUGGAGUCGUCCUUGUUAGGAAACUUGGAGCAACGCCAGCAAGUAUUGGCUGGUAGCCAUCCAAGGAGUCAGUUUUAUGGUGAGUUCUUGGGGUUGGCCAAAGCCAUUUGGUUGCUUCACUUGCUGGCAUUUUCGCUCGACCCUGCACCAAGUCAGUUUGAGGCAAGUAGGGGAGCUGAGUUUCAUCCACAAUAUAUGGAGAGUGUAGUGAAAUUUUAUGGUGGCCAAAUUCCAGCAGGUCAAAUUGUGGGGUUCCCUGUUAGUCCUGGAUUCAAGCUUGGAAAUGGAUCAGUUAUCAAGGCAAGGGUUUAUCUAGUUCCCAGGACAUGAAUUAUUUGCAGUUUCGGUUGUAGAAUGCAAUCUCUGUGCUGUAGGAUGCAACGGGUUGAUUGGUUAUCUCACAAACUUUUCUUCUCUCGAGAAAACUUCUAAGACGUUCUAGAAGAGAAAUGUUUUGCUAGUUUUAGUCGGGAUAUAUAGUGAGGUUACUGGUACUAAGUUCCGAAUAAAAAAAAGAUUGCUGGUACUAUGUCGUGUAAUGAUGAAGUUGUGUCGUUUCGGAUGGGAAUCCUUGGGCUAUUUGUCUUAAAGGCAUUUGUUCUUCAGUGUAUAAUUAAUUUAUUACUUAUUCAAAGUAUAGCAGUUCAGGUUUUUCAA
Molecule: messenger RNA, 2049 nt
Organism: Manihot esculenta (cassava)
Lineage: Eukaryota; Viridiplantae; Streptophyta; Magnoliopsida; Malpighiales; Euphorbiaceae
Product: protein GRAVITROPIC IN THE LIGHT 1
Exons: 4
Coding region: 34-1722 (562 amino acids)
Biological process (GO): response to red or far red light; negative gravitropism
Source: RefSeq, a predicted model, not a curated record